AUGCCAAAAGCACUCACAACACCUACAUUACCUCUUAACGGGUUAUUCCCAAUUGCCAAGCCUUCAGGUCCAAGCUCGAUGAAAGUGAUUGAUGCUAUCACUCCGUUAUUGCUUGAAUCAAAGCUUUUCGAUGAUCCAGAAAGAAGAAGACAUGCAAAAGGCCAAUCUAAGAGAAAGAAGAAUACAACUCAUAUGGGUCUGAAAAUCGGUCAAGGUGGUACAUUAGAUCCUCUAGCUGAUGGUGUACUGGUGAUCGGUGUGAAUAGAGGUACGAAACAUCUUAACAAGUACCUGGAAUGUACAAAGCAAUACGAGAGUAUCGGACUUUUAGGAUGUAUGACCACUUCUAUGGAUUCAGAGGAUCCUGUAUUAUCUACCGCAGCAUGGGAACAUGUCACUCGUGAAGAUAUAGAGAAAGUGCUAGAUAGAUUUCGAGGAGAAAUAGAUCAAGUACCUCCAAUCUUUUCAGCUUUGAAAAUGGAUGGUAAACAUUUAUAUGAAUAUGCGAGAGAAUCAAAACCGUUACCUAGACCAAUCCCAACACGUAAAUGCACAGUCUCAAUUGAACUUAUAGAUUUUAGACCAGCUUCAAUAAAUCCAGGAGAUGGAGGACAUGAAUAUCGAUGGCCUGAUAAACGAUUAUCAGAAGAAGAGAAAAAGGUAUUCAGGAAAUUGACCGAUAUCGUAUCUGCCGCUGGAACUGAACCUGGUAAACCAAAAGGUCAGCAUGAACCAUCAACAACAGCAGCACCAUCGACAGCGCCAUCGACAACGACGACGAAAACGGAAGAAGAAGAGGCUACAGAUGGAAAAUCAGAAGUCAAGACUGAAUCGUUCGUGCCGGAUUUAGAAAAGCCUGAUUAUCCAGAAGUUUCUCCUAUAAAUGGAUUAAGACCACCGACGUUCAAAGUCAGAAUGACAGUCUCAAGUGGAACUUAUGUUAGAUCAAUCGUACAUGAUGUUGGAGUAGCUUUAGGAUGUGGUGCACAUGUAGUGGAACUUACUCGAACAAGACAAGGUGAAUUUUCGUUGUAUGGUGACGAGCAAGCUCUUUCGGAAAUCACUACAGCAGAGGAAGAUAAGCUAGAAGGAGUAGAAGAAGUUACUGGACCUACGGGCGGAUCAAUACCUUGGUCAGUAUGGGAGAGGGCUCUGGCUGAAAGAGAGAAGAGUAUAGCUACAGAGAAACAAGAAAGAGAAGAAGCGAUGAUGUCAGGGGCUAGUGCAGAAGAAAUGCAUACGAAUUGGUCACAAGAGGCUAUCAGACAAAGAAGACAUCAAGGGGAACAUAAAGAGUGGGAGACUGAAGUGCUGAGAAGAUUUGUAACGGUUCCCGUACCUCUGAGUGGUGGACAUGGAUGGAGGGAGUAG
Messenger RNA from Kwoniella shivajii, 1371 nucleotides. Its product is annotated as tRNA pseudouridine(55) synthase. The transcript is spliced from 5 exons. The record is from RefSeq and is a predicted model, not a curated record. The coding region runs from base 1 to 1371 and encodes 456 amino acids. Gene Ontology annotation, biological process: tRNA modification; mRNA pseudouridine synthesis. Gene Ontology annotation, molecular function: pseudouridine synthase activity; RNA binding. Lineage: Eukaryota; Fungi; Basidiomycota; Tremellomycetes; Tremellales; Cryptococcaceae. Gene Ontology annotation, cellular component: mitochondrion.